Asterias rubens (European starfish) is the source of this 2084-nucleotide messenger RNA. RefSeq lists its product as uncharacterized. The record is from RefSeq and is a predicted model, not a curated record. The transcript is spliced from 3 exons. Lineage: Eukaryota; Metazoa; Echinodermata; Asteroidea; Forcipulatida; Asteriidae. The coding region runs from base 34 to 1341 and encodes 435 amino acids.
UUAAUGGUUGCCAGAUAGCGAGAAGUCUGGAAAAUGAAUCGAAAUCCAGACGGUAAUUUCGUCCUUCAUGGGCGUCAAACCCCAAUAAGCUUUGACAAACCAAAGGAUUAUCUGACUAAUUCCCAGCGAACAAUAAGUACAAGGAACUUAUCCCAGACGACCCUCUACCGUCCAGACAGCCGAACAUCAACUCGAGACACUUUACGUAGUUCUCAUAGCACCCCAAAGAGACGACAAAAUAAGGAGCACUCGUCAAGAAAACAUGAGGAAACGGAUUCCGUCUUUGAUGCAGAGAGUUUGUUUGGAUCCAUGAAUGGUGGUACCGAAGCAAGAAAACAACGGAGAGAACGAAGCUUAUUCCCAAGGGACAGUGAGUUGAGUUUAGAUCUCACAAACCUGAGUAACAGUCUAAGCAAGAGUCUUAAUAAAAGUGUCAGCUUCAGUGAACAUUUAAUUCACACAAAUGGCUCCAAGUACAACGACGAAGAUGAAUUGGACGAUAGCUUUGAAGAUGAACUACACAAAUUAAUUGAGGAAGACAGAAAAGAAAAUCAAAGAUUUGAAGAGGAUCUUGCUGGAAAGCCGAAGAGUCAAGAAGAAUCUCAGUGGUUUACAGGACCUGUCCAUUUAACCAAAGACUCGGAGUAUCCGAUAUUUCAAAGUUUAGGUAUUGACAUUCCACGUGUCUCUCCAGUCAAUCGAACUGCUGGUAUGAUAGGCACUGAAAUCGCACAGCGUAAGAUCGCAAACCAGAUGCAUUUGGAUGAUUUCACACGCAGUUAUUUUCCGGUAACUCUCGGAGAAAUGCCAUCCAUCAUGAGAACUGUGACCCCACAGCCGCCUAACUCAGUCACUAAAAAAUACGCACGAGCUCAAUCAGCAAAAGAAUCAAGAAAUAAAAGUGGACGGUCAUCAUCAACAAUGAGGUCUAAUUCAACGUUUGGACAGCGCAGUGGCCGGAGUAGUGUUAGUACUUAUGACGACCCUAAAGCAAGUGCCCUGUAUGACUAUAACUACCUGAGAGCGUCGCAGCCCUUGGUAGAUCAGACUGUCUCUGUAACUCCUUAUCAAUAUGAACUUGCUCAACUCAAGAUGGAAAGAUUAAGACUGGAGGAACAACGGAUGCUGGAAUCCAAACGGCAGGAGGAACUCGAACGUAUUAGAGGCCCUACACCUAAAUGGUAUGAACUGAAGACACCACAGUUCACAUAUGAGAUGCAUAAAAACAACAAACUUUUGGAGAGCAAGAAGGACUGGCAGAGUUUGAUGGACUAUCGAGAACAGUUGUCAAAAUCUUCAAAAGAUUUUUCUCAAUCCAAUCUUGGUGGAUCCUUGUAUUGAAGACUACUCAAUUAAGGCUUCUAACCGGCGACCCGGACAAAUAUCACAAUAGGGGGACCCUUAACAUAGGGGUAGAUAACUCAGUUGGUAAAGUGCCUGCACGUUAAUCCUGAGGUCGUUGGUUCAAGUCCCAUGUAAAUCUUUCUUUGUUCAACCCCAAAUUAUUUUGAAAUCAUACCUUAGGUCCAAAUUAGGUCCAAUACCAAUUGACAUUUUCCUUAUAGUGGUCCCGUUACCAGAGGGAAAUUGUUGUGCUCCUUCAAGAGGGCAGUUCAAGGCCAGAUAGAUUGAGCAUGUCUUGCAUGCUUCAAACUUUGAAACUGAAGGCCAGAUAGAUUGAGCAUGUCUUGCAUGCUUCAAACUUUGAAACUGAAGGCCAGAUAGAUUGAGCAUGUCUUGCAUGCUUCAAACUUUGAAACUGAAGGCCAGAUAGAUUGAGCAUGUCUUGCAUGCUUCAAACUUUGAAACUGAAGGCCAGAUAGAUUGAGCAUGUCUUGCAUGCUUCAAACUUUGAAACUGAAGGCCAGAUAGAUUGAGCAUGUCUUGCAUGCUUCAAACUUUGAAACUGAUUUUAAAUGUACAUUCAUAAAAUACCUCAGACAGUUUCGCUAUUCCUAUUGGUGGAGAGCGCGCCACGUGGGUGUGUAUAAACCUCUGUUUAUGACCGGUAACAAGUGUUAAUUUAUGGGCGUGACCUUGCACCUGUUCUUUUUAGACAGUUUCUUCAUUUCUACUGGUCGAGA